This is a messenger RNA of Aspergillus versicolor CBS 583.65, 834 nucleotides long. RefSeq names its product YoaK family protein. The record is from RefSeq and is a predicted model, not a curated record. The transcript has 2 exons. Bases 1 to 834 code for a protein of 277 amino acids. Lineage: Eukaryota; Fungi; Ascomycota; Eurotiomycetes; Eurotiales; Aspergillaceae.
AUGGCAUCCCCGGCCGACAUCGAAGCUAACAAUGCUACCGCCAAUGGCGAUCUCAAGGUCACCAACGUUAAUGGUCCCCCGAGCGAGAAAAAGCCGGGAACCGCGACCUCGCUCUGGUCGCAGUCCGUCUCAGCCAGAUAUGCUGACCUCCUCUGUCUCAUCCUCUGCUUCAUCACCGGGCUCUGCGACUCCGCUGCCUACAAUGCCUGGUCUUGUUUCCUGGCCAUGCAAACCGGAAACACAAUCUUCCUCGGCCUAGGCGCCUCAAACCUCCCAUCCGGCAAACCAUGGGGCUGGCUCAAAUCGCUCGUCUCCAUCGUCGCCUUCUUCAUCGGCGCGCUGCUCUUCUCGCUCUACGGCCGCAGCAUCGGCCCCAAGAAGCGCGUUACCCUGUUCUCCUCAUUCCUCUUCCAGGGAAUCCUGGUCAUCAUCGCAGUCGCGCUGAUAGAGGGGGACCUGAUCCCGCACACGCAGGCCGAGGCUGCGUCUCUAACGGGUGGAAAGCUGUUCCUGGAACUCAUCCCCAUUGCGCUGCUGGCGUUCCAGUCUGCCGGGUCGAUGACUGCGGCGCGUGGGCUUGGGUUUAAUGAGAUUCCGACGGUGGUGCUGACGAGUGUUUACUUUGAUGUUGCGAGUGAUCCGAAGAUUGUCCGGGAUGUUCGGGGCAAUGUUAAGCGGAACCGGCGCGUGGGGAGUGUGGCUUCUUUGCUGGUUGGGGCGAUUGUGGGUGGUUGGUUGAGUAGGAGUCGUGGGGGGAUGGAGAGUGCGUUGUGGCUUAGUGCGGGCUUGAAGGUGAUUAUCUCUUUUGGAUGGCUGGUGUGGUUUUCUGAGUGA